UCAACUUCGAAAAAAGCAUCGGCACUCUCGCGUGCAGAGACAGAGAUUCGCACAACCCUCGGAAAUUCUGAACGAUCGAACAGAAAGAAAUCCAUCAGAUCCAGAACCCGUCACGGCAUGUCUCCUCAUCCGCUAUCGAGCUCAUCUCUACCUUCGACAACCCCUAUUCCCAUCCCCAGCGGCGGUGGUCGAACCCGCUCGUCAUCCUCGGCCUCGCGCACUGCAGCAACCAAGAAGAUUGCUCAAUUCUUCUCGUCGUCGCCGAAAUCCGCCCUGACGGCCUCCAAAGCCCUCCUCGCGGCUCAGGAGCAAUCCCGUUUGAUAUCGGCGUCUCCGUCACUCCCUACCAUCUCCCUUUCGACGGCGACUGCGGAUACGUCGCUCGACACCGCUCCUGCGACGACCACAAUGCUCUUCUCCCCUCCGUCUCCCGAGCAGUCGCGCAAGCUUGCUCGGCAACACGCCCAGUUCGGCCCUUUGACGCACCCCAGCCACAAAUAUGUCUCUCGCCAUCCCAAGGGGCAGCCGGUCGUGAAUCCCAUAGAGGAUGAGCCGCCGCAAUACUAUUUCGUCACCACCUACAUUUCUUAUUUAAUUCUCAUCAUCUUCGGACAUGUACGGGACUGGUUCGGGAAGCGGUUCAAGGAGAAGAAAUACAGUCAUCUGAAAACGCAAAAUGGAUAUGCACCUCUGAACGACGAUUUCGACAGCUUUUAUGUGCGUCGCCUCAAAGUUCGUAUCAACGAUUGCUUUGCACGCCCCUUCACUGGUGUCCCGGGACGGUUCAUCAGUCUGCUCGACCGUGUGUCCGACGACUACAAUGUGUCGUUCAAGCUCACCGGAACCAACACUGAGACCCUCAACAUGAGCUCGUACAACUACUUAGGAUUCGCCCAAUCGCAAGGACCUUGUGCCGACGCCGUCGAGGAUACCAUCAGGAAAUACGGAAUGUCGUCCGCAAGCGGCAGACUCGAUGCGGGCACUCUCGAUCUCACCACGGACGUCGAAAAGCUGAUCGCGAACUUCAUGGGUAAACCCUCAGCGAUGAUCUUCUCGAUGGGAUAUGCCACCAAUGCCACCGCUUUCGCUGCAUUUGUUGGGAAGGGAUGCUUGGUAAUUUCCGACGAACUCAACCAUGCAUCCAUCCGUUUCGGUGUACGACUCUCGGGUGCUGUGAUCCAAACGUUCAAGCACAACGACAUGAAAAGCUUGGAAUCCCUGUUACGCGAGCAGAUUGCGCUCGGUCAGCCGAGAAGCCACCGCCCGUGGAAGAAGAUUAUGGUUGUCGUCGAAGGUCUCUACUCUAUGGAAGGAACCAUGUGCAAUCUGCCCGGUAUCCUAGAGCUCAAGCGCAAGUACAAGUUCCAUCUUUUCGUCGACGAGGCCCAUUCGGUUGGUGCUCUGGGACCUAACGGACGCGGAGUCUGCGAUUACUUUGGCUGCGAUCCUGCGGAAGUCGACAUCCUCAUGGGAACCCUGACCAAGUCUUUCGGAGCCAACGGUGGUUACAUCGCUGCGGAAAAGGCCAUCAUCGACAAGCUUCGCGUCUCGCACUCUGCUAGUAUCUACGGUGAAGCGCCUCCGCCACCCGUCCUGACCCAAAUUUCUUCUUCCCUCCGCAUCAUCGCCGGUGAGUUGGUACCCGGCCAGGGUGAGGAACGGCUCCAACGUCUCGCUUUCAACUCUCGUUAUCUCCGCCUGGGUUUGAAGAGACUCGGUUUCAUCGUUUACGGCCACGACGAUUCUCCUAUCAUCCCUAUCAUGCUGUACAACCCCGCGAAGGUGCCCGCCUUCUCCCACGAGAUGUUGAGGCGCAAGAUCGCUGUCGUCGUUGUCGGAUACCCUGCUACACCAUUGGUCACGUCGCGAGCCAGGUUCUGUGUUUCGGCCGCCCAUAACAAGGAAGAUCUCGACCGGUUACUCGCCGCCUGUGACGAGGUCGGCGACGUCCUGCAACUGAAGUUCUCGAGUGGUGUCGCUGGCGGAGCAUACCCUCUCCCACCUAAUGUCGCCCCGGAUAUGGAGGCCAAGAUGCGCGAAGCAGGAACCCUCAAGAUCGUGCCACCCCGAUGGCCCCUUGAAGAAGUCCUCAAGCGCGGAGUUAACGACGCUCAUCUGACCCUGCGGUAGAGCUGAGUGCGAACGAGUACAUGGCAAAACUUUGGGGGAAACGAGAUCUUUUUUCCGUCUGUCUUU
This is a messenger RNA of Tricharina praecox, 2196 nucleotides long. RefSeq names its product pyridoxal phosphate-dependent transferase. The record is from RefSeq and is a predicted model, not a curated record. Gene Ontology annotation, cellular component: serine palmitoyltransferase complex. Gene Ontology annotation, biological process: ceramide biosynthetic process; sphingosine biosynthetic process. Gene Ontology annotation, molecular function: pyridoxal phosphate binding; serine C-palmitoyltransferase activity. Lineage: Eukaryota; Fungi; Ascomycota; Pezizomycetes; Pezizales; Pyronemataceae. Bases 118 to 2130 code for a protein of 670 amino acids. The transcript has 2 exons.